AGCGAGAGGGGGACAGAGAGAUUAGUCCCAGACCGGAGAAGAAGAAAUAGGAGGAGAGAUCUAAGAUCCAGGCUCAGCUGAAUUGAUUCAGUCGAUUCCAUUUCGUGUACUUACAUAUUGGGAGACGAUGGGGUCGGCGACGGUGUUGGCGCCGGGACUGUCUCGGAAGCUGAAGAAGGUGCUGGAGACGCGGACGGAGACCGGAGAUCUGGUGGCGUCGCUCGCCACUCUCUCCACCUUCUACACCGAGAACAGCCCCCACGCACGCCGUGACCUCCGCUCCACCAUCGAGAAGCGGUCUCUCUCCAUCAACCACGAGUUCCUUCAAGCCUCCGACGCCGCCCAACAGGCUUUGGAUCGUGUCGAGGAGGAGGUCAAUGCGCUGGCCGAAUGCUGUGACAAGAUUGCAAAGGCUCUUAACAGUUGUAAUGCUACCACUGGAGAUAUAAUCAGUACCACAGAGAGGCUCAAGCAGGAAUUUGAAGUAACAACACAGAGACAGGAGAUUGUCUCAUGCUUCCUUCGUGACUAUCAGCUUUCUAAUGAAGAGAUAAAUGCACUCAGGGAGGAAGACCUCAAUGAAAACUUUUUCAAGGCACUUUCUCAUGUCCAAGAAAUUCAUGCCAACUGCAAAGUAUUGCUUCGGACUCAUCAUCAGCGUGCAGGUUUGGAGCUCAUGGACAUGAUGGCUGUGUACCAAGAAGGAGCAUAUGAACGCCUGUGCAGGUGGGUUCAGGCAGAGUGUAGGAGGCUGAAUGACACUGAUAAUCCUGAAGUUGGUGAACUUUUGAAAACAGCAGUUCGUUGCCUCAAAGAAAGGCCUGUUCUUUUUAAGUAUUGUGCAGAAGAGGUAGCAAAUAUGAGGCAUAAUGCAUUAUUCAGAAGGUUUAUAAGUGCUCUUACUCGUGGAGGACCUGGUGGACUUCCCAGACCCAUUGAAGUACAUGCACAUGAUCCCUUGCGUUAUAUAGGUGACAUGUUGGGGUGGCUGCAUCAGGCCUUGGCAUCAGAAAGAGAACUUGUCCUUGGUUUACUAGAUCCAGACGCAGUGGUUGAUACGGGCCCAACUGCACGCCGAUUCUCCAAAGGCUUAGAGAAUGAUUCGGGAAAGACUGAUACUGACUUGACAUUUGUUCUAGACAGGAUUUUUGAAGGUGUUUGCCGACCAUUUAAAAUUAGAGUUGAACAAGUUCUGCAAUCUCAACCGAGCAUUAUAAUAUCCUACAAACUUAGUAAUACCCUGGAGUUUUACAGCUACACUAUAUCAGAUUUGUUGGGGCGAGAAACAGCCUUAUCAAACACACUUUGGGCACUCAAGGAUGCUGCUCAGAAAACAUUUUUCGACAUUCUGAAGACUAGAGGAGAGAAGCUUUUACGUUAUCCUCCCCUUGUGGCCGUUGACCUUUCCCCGCCACCUGCGGUGAGGGAAGGAGUCUCAGUGUUGCUUGAAAUCAUUGAGAUACAUGAUAGCAUGAUGGUUCCCUUGUCGGGAAAGAAGCCCACUUUUGAUCCAGUAAUAUCUGCCUUACUAGAUCCUAUUAUUCAGAUGUGUGAACAAGCAGCAGAGGCGCACAAAUCCAAAGGAUCCCUUCAUUUAUCUAGGAGAGGUAAAACAAGUUCUGAUCCAAGCCAAUUCAGCAAAUCAUCUGUUGAUGCAAUUUUGACAAAUAGUAGUUCUAUAGCUGCUGCAUCUCAGGCUAGCGAAACACUGUCAAAGAUCUUCCUUAUCAACUGCUUGUGUGCCAUCGAACAACCCUUACUAGGCCACGAGGUUGCAUCCGAAUACGUGAAAAAGCUUCAAACAAUGAUCGAUAAUCACAUGAACAGCCUUGUGGAGAAAGAAGUCCAUGCCAUUCUGAGAAGAUGCGGCUUGUUGAACAAGAUGCCCCAGUUCCGUGAUUCGCUGAACCGGGAAGAAACUCCAUUAGCAGAUAUGGAUGACACAUCUCCGGCCUCUCUUGCCGAGUGCCUGAAGGCGUUCUUUGGGCUUAUUUUAGGCAGCGAAACGUCCCUGCCGGAGUUUGAGCAGAUGCAGGUACCACGGCUGCGCUCCGAGGCUUGUAUCAAACUGGCCAGAUCACUGGCUGAAGCUUAUGAACUUAUUUACAAGGCGAUCAUGGAUCCGAAGAAUCGGUACCCGGAUCCCAAGUCUCUGGCCAGGCAUCCCCCGGAUCAGAUCAGGACCAUUUUAGGAAUUUGAAACUCUUCAUGUAAACAAUCUUUCCCUAUAAACUAAACUUGUGGGUGGAAAAAGAGACAGAUAUAAACUCAAUUUGUUGUACGUUGGCAGCGCAUUUUUUCUGGGUAUGUUCUGGCCAUAGAUAGGAAUAAUUGACAAGUUAAAAUUCAUGUAUCAUUUAGGCUUCGUUUAGUCAUGCGGUUUAACUAUUUUUAAGCUGUAUUAACAGUUUAUAAGCUAUUAAAAAAAGUUAUUAGAGUGUUUGGAUGCA
This is a messenger RNA of Diospyros lotus (date-plum), 2450 nucleotides long. Its product is annotated as conserved oligomeric Golgi complex subunit 6. The coding region runs from base 128 to 2200 and encodes 690 amino acids. Lineage: Eukaryota; Viridiplantae; Streptophyta; Magnoliopsida; Ericales; Ebenaceae. The transcript has 11 exons. The record is from RefSeq and is a predicted model, not a curated record. Gene Ontology annotation, biological process: intra-Golgi vesicle-mediated transport. Gene Ontology annotation, cellular component: COG complex.